CGGCGGUCGGGUAGUUUAGCUGUAGUUUGGCACAGCUAUGGUUCGUUUUUGCGUAUUUCCAAAUUGUCCGAACAAAAUGACCAAUUGGACGAAGCUCAGCUUCCACAGGCUUCCACUUCGCAACCCGGACUUACUGAAGCUCUGGCUAGUUGAGCUGAAAAUGGACCCUAAAACUGAAGUGAAAGCAUUGAAACGUGCGGAUCAUCGGGUUUGCAGUGCUCACUUCACGCCGGAUGACUUUUUCCCUCUAAAGCCAUUGAGAGAAGGCCAGAAAAUUCAGCGUCUGAACCUCAGGAAGAAUGCUAUCCCAAUGGCUGCAGAAGGCGCAACAGACACAACGGAGGUAGCAGAGGGGGCAGACGGAGGGUCCAUGGAAGCUGUUAAAGAGCCAGAAGCAUCAGAGGAUGUUGGAGACCCAGAAUUUGUUUGCAGAGCUUCUCCCACACUCUCCGAACAUAGAGAGGAAGAUGACUUUGUUGCUGCUGAACCGGAAAGUAAAGAAACUGAACAUAAAGAAACUGAGGCCGCUGUGCCCCCUAGUCCUGUAUCUAAAUCUCCUCUCAAUCCACCCCCUUCGCAGUCAUCUUUCUCUACAGAAGACACAGUCAGCACAGUUUUGGUUCAAGGCGGUGAGCCAGACAGCACCUCAGAGUCUGAAAAAGAGGUUACUGAGGUGAAAACAGAGGAAGACUUUGAGUUAAAUGCAGAAAAUGUGGUAGUAAAGGACAACAGCUUAGAUGAAAGUCCAGCAGGACCCGACAUCACUGAGGGCACAAAUAUGGACAAGACUUCUGAUGCCAAGAAGGAAAUAACAAACACGGAUGAAAGUGUGGACUCAGACAGCGCCACACAGAAAGAGAAAGAGUCUCUGUCCUCUAACUUGAGGAUUUCUACAGCGGACGACCUCGAUGAGAUGAUGGACAUUGGUACGGUGGAUCAGGUUGAACAGGAAGCUCAGAUGAAAGAGGAGGAACAGAAUAGUUUUAUGGAUGUGGAUAGCAGCCGUUCGCCUGCCAUUUCAAAUACAGUGGCAGGAGACAGUAACUCUGUUGAAGAGGAAACUGACGUUAAACCCACUGUGCUACCACCACUGGCAGAGGAGGACGUGAAAGUGGCUUUAGACUCGAUGCAAUCCAGCACGUCACCAUCGUCUGAAGCCACAGCGAGUACAGGACGCGACAGCUCAUCUCCAGCAACCAUAGUGAACGGGAUGAAAGUUGUUAAACUGUCAACACCGAGAUUAGAUACUGAAAGGUUACAUGCUGCUACUCGGCCAGUCAAGUCGUCUCCUUCACCACCAUUGGUCCAGGUGAAGGAUGAGCCUGUGGACGAAGAGUAUGAACAAGCUCUAAUAUCCUCUACAGCUACAGCAAGCGUGAAGGAUGAACCCGAUACGACGAAGGAGGACUUGAGGAUCGGAUCGGUCUUCUCUGUGACCCCAGCCGCCGAAACACAGACGCUGCCUGUCGUCAACCCCUCAUCAUUGCACAUGUUUUGUUCCCACUGCAAGAAGAGCCUGAUGAAAGGACAGACAGCCUUCCAGAGGAAAGGCUCGGCCGCACUGUUCUGCUCCACCGCCUGCCUCACCUCAUCUCUCCCUGCAGUCAAAGGAGUCACUAAGAUCUGCCACAACUGCCAAAAGUUGAUAUUUCGCCCUCAAGACGUCAUUCUGGCUCCAGAUGCUAAAGGAGCCAUGAAGGAAUUCUGCAGCCAGAACUGCCUGACCUCCUUCAACUACAAGAAAAAUGCCGCCAACUACAGCAAAUCCGCCGCCAGCAAAAAACCGCCGCAACCGAUAGCACCGCAGUCACUCUGCAGCAUGUGCACCAGAUACUGCGUUAGCAAACAUGAGGUGAUCCUGAGUGGUGCUGUCCAUAAGAUCUGCAGCGACGCCUGUUUUAACCGUUUCCGUACAGUAAACAACCUGUCGGUGGCCGGGUGUGCAAACUGCGGCUCGUACUGCCACAACAAACCACUCAUGCUGAAGAUGGAAGGCAGCAACAAAACUCUGUGUAAUGCAGAGUGUCUGGCCAAGUACAAAGAGAAAACCAAGAUAACCCAGGCUUGUUUGAUGUGUCGCACUACCCGGCUGCUGGCAGAUAUGGUUGACAACAGAAACAGUGAUGAAUCGGUGAACCUCUUCUGUAGCAGCAGUUGUGUGAUGGCGUUCAAGGUCCAGACUGUCAGUGCAUCAGGUGCUCGGUUGAAUUGCGAUAGUUGUGGGAAAAACACAGUACCGGCCUACCACCUAGCCAUGUCAGACACCUCCAUCAGGAACUUCUGCACUCUACCUUGUGUCAUGGCUUUUCAGGAAAAGUUCAAGAAGUCCCAGAAACAGGUCAAUGUUUUUACCAAGUUACCCAUCGGAUCCGCCCAAAUCCAGACCAUCACUCCCAUCGAGCCCCAGCGAGAUUUCUCCAAAGGAUCACAGACACUGAACUGCUCCCAGUGUACCGGAAGCAUCACUUUUAAACCUGAAGUCAUCCAGAUCAAGGACAAGAUGGUUUUCGUGUGUAACUUGGACUGUUCUCACGAGUUCAAGAAAGCCAACUAUGUGACAAGCCUGUGUGAAUACUGUAAGAUUGAAAAGAUCACCAGAGACGCCAAGAGAAUUGACAACAAAGACUGCUUCUUCUGCAGCGAUGGCUGUAAGCUCCUGUUUCGACACGAGCUGACUAAAAACUGGGGGAAACACUGUCACUCCUGCGUCUACUGCCACUCUGUGUCCAAGAAGCUGGUGACAGCUCAGUAUGGAGGCUCGACUGAAGAGUUCUGCUCGGAGGAGUGCAGGUCCAAAUACACUAUGCUCUUCUGCCAUGUUGCAAAGUGUGACACCUGCGGCCGCAAAGGGAAACUGAAGCAGAGUCUUCCCAUGCUCGGAGAGGUCACACACUUCUGUGACCUGACUUGUCUGCUACGGUUUUGCUGUGAUAAAGUGGAAACGCAGGGCGAGGUCUUCAGAGCUACAGGGGAGGCCACACCUGUCAUCGCCAACGUCAUCUCGCUUGCAGGUCCUCCAACUGGGAAAUCCAGUGCUUCUGACAGAACUGCCCAGCAAAGCACCGUCUCUAACGUUCAAACAAAGACCUUGGGACAUAUCAGUAUUCAGACAGAUACAGUGAAAGCUCAUCCUCCGCCGUCUGCCCCAAAAGUCCUGAAGAACAAGGCUCUGCUUUGUAGACCGCUGGUGCAGAACAAAGGGGUCUCUUGUAAAACACAGACCGUGGACGUCGAAGCACAGACAGACGACGUCCUCCCUAAAAUCAUGGUUGUGCCCGUCCCAGUGCCGGUGUAUGUUCCUGUACCCAUGAACAUGUACAGCCAGUGUACCCCCAAACCUGUUGGCCUGCCAUUACCACUGCCUGUACCCAUGUUCCUUCCUGUAACAAUGGACAGCGCUGAACGCAUCGUGGAUACCAUCCAGGAGAUCAAGGAAAAGAUCCCGUCUGACCCUUUCGAGGCAGAGCUCAUCCUCAUGGCUGAGAUGGUUGCAGAACAAGUUGAGAAGAAUGACAAAGAGGAGCAACCAAAGGAGAAAAUGAUGGAGAAUGAGAGAGAGAGGCAAGAAGCACCUGCUCCAGAUGACCGUGCCAGUAACUACAGUGACGACUUGGACACGGACGACUUGGCCAGUUUCCUCAACAACUGGGAGGACACCUCUGAUGAUGCAGGUCGCAGGUCUCCCAGUCGAUUGUACUCCCACGAGAAGCUCAACCCUAUUCUUGACAUUCCUGAGGCCAUGUCCAGUGAGCAUUACCCUGAGCCCCCACCUCCUGCACAGCCUGCCAUGGACAUUGAAGCUGACUUCACUGUUGAAACUCUGGAGAGGAUGGCCUGGCUUAGAGAGCAGUCCCAGAGGUCCCCGAGCCCUCCGCCUGCCGCUCCACGACGACGACAAGCUCACAGGAAAGCCAGAGAAAAGAAGGGUCGUAAGUCACAGCGUUCGUCUAAGGCAGCUGAAGCGGCGUCUCAGAGAGGCUCUUCCAACAAACCCGUAACUAUAGACACCCCAAAACUAAAGAGUCAAUACGGAGUUGACGCCUGGAAGCGAUGGAUCCAGUGGAGGCAAACUCAGCCCAACCUGGAGAAGCCACGUUUCGGUUCACGUCCCAUGGAGUUGAAGGAGGAUGUUCUUCAGUGCACCACUGCUGAGCUGAGUUAUGGACUCUGUUGUUUUAUCACUGAGGUGAAGCGACCCAACGGAGAGCCCUACUCCCCCGACAGCCUGUUCUACCUCUGCCUCGGCAUUCAACAGUACCUGUUUGAAAAUGGUCGUGUGGAGAACAUAUUCAUGGAUCGGUUCUACAACAAGUUCUCCACUGAAUUCACUAAUAUGCUGAGAGGUUUCAAACCCUCAAUCACAGCAAGUGGUUAUGUCCAUUCCCGUGUGGAGGAGGAGUUUCUUUGGGACUGUAAACAGUUGGGGGCGUACUCCCCCAUUGUCCUCCUCAACACUCUGCUUUUCUUCUGCUGCAAGUACUUUGGUUUCACUACGGUGGAGCAGCAUCGCCAGCUGUCUUUUGCCCAUGUCAUGCGCUGCACCAAAACCAACCCUAACAACACCAAGACUACCUUCCUGCGCUUUUACCCCCCAAUAUCCAUAAACGAAGCAGAGUCAGAUCCUGAGGUUCCAGUGAAGAGGCGCAAGGAGGAGGAGAGUAAAGAGGAUAUCCUGGAGAUGAUGGAGAACACAAAGAACCCUCUCCGCUGUCCAGUCAGACUGUACGAGUUCUACCUCUCUAAGUGCUCAGAGUCAGUCAAGCAGCGCACCAACCUGUUUUACCUUCACCCCGAGCGCUGCUGCGUCCCCAACAGCCCACUGUGGUUCUCCUCCACCCCUCUGGAUGACAGCACCAUGGAGGCCAUGCUCAUCCGCAUCCUCACCGUCAGAGAGCUGCAACUCAGGAAAGCGGGAGAAAUGGAGCAGACACCUGAUGACCCACCUUUUAUUCCUGAAGAGGGAAAUAGGGAUUCAGAGUGAUUGAGAGCAAUGACAACAGAAGUGACCUUUUAUUGGCGCAGCAGCUUGUGGUGUAAAUGUUUGUAGAUUAACUGAAAUGUUCAUUUAUACAUGGCCCAAUACACAGAAACAGACAGAAUAAAUCUCUCACCUACAUACCUACAGUGUGUUGAACUUCAAAGGAAGUCAUACUUCCUAAACCACAUGUUGAUCAGGAUUUAUAGUAUAUAGGUGAAACUUGGGAACUAAGAUGGAAGACUCUUUACUACUGCUCAGCAGGACACAUAGCUGUCCUUUUGUGUUUUGUCUGCUGAAUGGUUGUUUCUCAUGGAUUAUGCUUUUUUUUUCCAUCCACAUGUUAUGACUCCUAAAAUUCCUGUGAAAACUGAGAGGUUGUCUUUGCUUGAAAGAGCUACAUUGAAAAACAAUUUUGAUAUCUGUUUUUGUCAGUAAGCGUCCACCCCAAAAAGCAAAUGCAAAAUGUCCUUCUGUGAUGUAGAUGUAAACCAUCAUGUUGGGUGAUGAGUGUUGCAAAGUAAUUCUUCACAAAAUAAUUACUGGAAAUCAUUGGAAAUCACAGAUUUGUUUAUACCAAAGUGUGACUUGCAGCUAAUAUCACUGUUUAAAAAGGCUGAUAACACUAUUUUACCCCUUUUGGUGACUCAACACACUGAAAUGAACAGAGUUUGAGCAAUGAGUAACUUUUUUUGAACAAGUUAUUUCAUUCUAAGUAUCCUCUGAGACAUUGACUUUUUGCAUAACCUUGACCCUGGUACUAUAGUAAAAGAAAGUAAAGAAAUACUGUCGUUAUGUAUCUUGGUUAUAUUAACUCCCAGUCCUUAGAGUAUGGCUGCCAAGGUAUUUUCUAAUGUAUGUUCUUUUUGAAUAAAAACAUUU
Molecule: messenger RNA, 5857 nt
Organism: Chelmon rostratus (copperband butterflyfish)
Lineage: Eukaryota; Metazoa; Chordata; Actinopteri; Chaetodontiformes; Chaetodontidae
Product: zinc finger MYM-type protein 4-like
Exons: 27
Coding region: 38-4981 (1647 amino acids)
Molecular function (GO): zinc ion binding
Source: RefSeq, a predicted model, not a curated record